UUUCGUAUUUAUUAUUCACAAGUAGUGUCGUGGCCAUGAAAUAUCGAAAACAGUUGUUAGUAAUACGAUUAGGUUAUUUCAUUCGUUAAUAAAACAUCGACCGAAAAGUGCUGUACAAUUUUGUGAUUAUCGGAGUGAACUGAAAAUGAUUUGUUCAAAAUUAAUUUAUUUUACUAUUUUGUCUAUUUAUUUAUUAAAUGUAAAUGUGAUUGAUGCUACGGACGAAGAUUACUACAAUUUGUUGGGCAUUGAAAAGACUGCAACGCAACAUGAAAUUAAAAGAGCCUUCCGAAAAUUGGCACUUCAAUAUCAUCCAGACAAAAAUAAAGACGAAGGCGCUGAAGAACAGUUCAAGAAAAUAGCUGAAGCAUACGAAGUGCUCAGCGAUGAAAACCAGCGAAAAAAGUACGACCAAUUCGGCAAAACAUCUGGUGGAUUCGGUGGUGGAGGCUUUGGAAAUUUCGAUUUCACUUCAUUUUUCAAGCAGUUCGAUAACAUAUUUGAACAAUUUGCAAAGGGUUUUCAAAGUUUCAAACAUGAUCGUACGGAGAAACGGGACAGGAAAUCAGGGGGAUUUAAUGGAUUUAAGUUGGACUUGGAUGACCUGUUCAGUGACAUGGAUUUUGACGAAUUAAAAUUCUUCGCCAAACGUAAGAAGUCAUCCGACAAGGAAUCGGAUGAUCAUUCUACCGAAGACCAUGGAUUCGGUGACGGAGACUCAUUCUUUGGCACACAUUUCAAACGUGGUGAUAAACCGAAAAUUAAUUUUGGCUUUGAUGCAGAGGAGAUGAUGAACAAGUUUCAGGCAAGUUUCAAGAAGGGAUAUGAUGACGCUAUAAACUCAUUUAACGAGAAGAUGAGUCAAUUGAAUUCUCAUACAUCGUACACCGUGCGUACUGUGCGUACUGUGCAUUCAUCACAUACUGAACAUACAUCCCAUACUGUUCAUAGUAGCUUUGGUGACAACCUAAUAAAUGACUAGAAGUACAAGUUCUGAAAUUUAAUUUUUUGAAAAAACUGAGAAACAAUGUUGGUCAUUAAACGAGUUGCCGCUAAAUA
Messenger RNA from Bradysia coprophila, 1059 nucleotides. Its product is annotated as dnaJ homolog subfamily B member 9-like. Gene Ontology annotation, biological process: ERAD pathway. Gene Ontology annotation, cellular component: endoplasmic reticulum. Lineage: Eukaryota; Metazoa; Arthropoda; Insecta; Diptera; Sciaridae. Gene Ontology annotation, molecular function: protein-folding chaperone binding; misfolded protein binding. The record is from RefSeq and is a predicted model, not a curated record.